GCGCAGCACAAUCUCGCGAGAUUUGGCAACCGUCUCCUGCCGAGAGAGCUUGCCCAGAGAGCUCCUAUACACUAACGUGCAAGGGGACAGCAGCAGCAGCAGUAGCAGUAGCGUUCCUGACCAUGCCAGCUCCAGCCCAGAACCGAUGCAUCCAGGCAAGCAGAGCUAGUGGGACCACCAUUGCUUCCACCUCGCUAAUCUGAAGCUGUAACCACAAGACCAUCCUCUUUAAUGGCUCGUUUGUCAUACAUGCGGAUAAAAUACCUCUUUUUCUCAUGGCUGGCGGUGUUCAUCGGCAGCUGGGUUGUAUAUGUUCGGUACAACUCGUACACAGAGCUCUGCAGGGGACAUGAGUGUAAGGCUAACAUUUGUGACAAAUAUCGGAAGGGGAUUAUUGACGGAUCAGCCUGUGACGGCCUGUGCUCUAAGGAAACCCUGUAUUUUGGAAAAUGUUUGUCAACGAAACCAAACAGUCAGCUGUACCUGGGGAUCUGGGGAAACCUGGAAGGUGUGAUAAAGUGUCAAAUGGAGGAUACUCUACGUCUUGAUUUUGGAGCUGAACUGGAGCCAAGGAAAGAGAUUGUACUGUUUGACAAGCCAACAAGGGGUACCACUGUCCAAAAGUUCAAAGAAAUGGUGCACAGUCUUUUUAAAACUAAAUUGGGGGACCAAGGUAAUCUUCGAGACCUAGUGAACCUUAUAUUGGCAGCUGCAGAUGGCAAUAAGGAUGGUCACGUGUCCCUUCCCGAGGCGAAGUCUGCCUGGGCACUUCUACAGCUUAAUGAGUUUUUGCUGAUGGUCAUCUUGCAAGACAAGGAGCACACUCCGAAACUGCUGGGGUUCUGUGGCGAUCUAUAUAUCACUGAGCCCGUACCUUACACCUCACUUUAUGGAAUAAGCCUACCAUGGAUCUUUGAAAUAUUUGUUCCACAAGGAUUGCGAAAACGCAUGGACCAGUGGUUUACCCCAUCUUGGCCUCGGAAGGCUAAGAUAGUUAUUGGUCUUCUAGAAUUUGUAGAAGACAUUUUUCAUGGACCUUAUGGGAAUUUUCUUAUGUGUGAUAUAAGUGCCAAACACUUUGGUUAUAACGACAAAUAUGACUUGAAAGUGGUGGACAUGAGGAACAUUGUCCCGGAGAUGAACUUGAAGGAAUUGAUUAAAGACCGACCUUGUGAGGCUGACUCGGACUGUGUUUAUGGUACUGACUGCAGCACUUUGUGCGACCAAAGGAAAAAGAAAUGCACAGCAGAUAUAACCCAUCCAAAUCUAGCCAAAAUAUGCCUGUUGGUAAAGGACUACCUGCUCCGGGGCAGCCCUUCCGAAAUUCGAGAGGAGCUGGAGAAACAGAUCUACUCCUGCAUUGCCCUGAAAGCCGUUACCAAGAACAUGGAGAUGCAGCAUUCCUUAAUAUUAAACAACCUAAAAGCCCUUUUAUGGAAGAAGAUAUCUCAUACUAAUGACUCCUAAUGCCCAUGUGUUUAUUUCAGUUUCUACGUUCAGUCAAAAACAUCUGCAUUAUGUGCUGUGGAGUCUAAAAAAUUAUUUUUUUCAUUUACAAAACACUUUUUUUUUUACUUUUUUUUCUGUAUCGUCUUAUCAGUCAGUGUGAAAUGAAAAAUCAAAAACAGUAUUUUAUCAUACGGCCAUUCAUGUGUCAAUUUAAAAACCAAACUGAUGUUAGAGUUCAUGUGGUCAAUGUGUCACUGACAUCUCGUAUGGACUCAUUGAAUCUAGUUGCUCCACAGUGACUGGAAGCACUUAAGAGGCCAGAAUUGUUGGGACUUAAACAAUCGCUCUUCUGGUUACGUCAUAUUCGCUACUUUCAGGAUGUUACAAUGCUGUGAAAUUUGCCUCCUAAAUUUCUUCUCAUGGUGUAACUAUAGGCGUUUUUAUAGAAGAUUAACUUUUUUAAGAACGCCAGCCAAAAGACCACUCCUGCUGUAAUGUGGUUGAAUAAAAGCUGCUGUUUUAAUAUAUGGAAUUUUAAAAACCCAUUUAAAAUGAAGUUUACUGAUACGUUAGCAUGGAAGAAUUUGCACACUAUUGUUCAGAACAUAAGUAAACGCUAACAUGUCAUUAAAAUGUGAAAUUGUC
Molecule: messenger RNA, 2094 nt
Organism: Pseudophryne corroboree (corroboree frog)
Lineage: Eukaryota; Metazoa; Chordata; Amphibia; Anura; Myobatrachidae
Gene: DIPK1A
Product: divergent protein kinase domain 1A
Exons: 6
Coding region: 232-1467 (411 amino acids)
Source: RefSeq, a predicted model, not a curated record